Messenger RNA from Pteropus alecto (black flying fox), 2190 nucleotides. RefSeq names its product CUGBP Elav-like family member 5 (gene CELF5). Gene Ontology annotation, molecular function: mRNA binding. Gene Ontology annotation, biological process: mRNA splice site recognition; regulation of alternative mRNA splicing, via spliceosome. NCBI's taxonomy places the organism in Eukaryota, Metazoa, Chordata, Mammalia, Chiroptera, Pteropodidae. The record is from RefSeq and is a predicted model, not a curated record. The transcript has 11 exons. Gene Ontology annotation, cellular component: ribonucleoprotein complex; nucleus; cytoplasm. The coding region runs from base 1 to 1227 and encodes 408 amino acids.
AUGGCGCGGCCAAUCCAGGUGAAGCCUGCGGACAGCGAAAGCCGCGGAGGUAGUUGUCAUCUCUCCGUGGUGUCUCCGCCCACAGGGGACCGGAAGCUGUUUGUGGGGAUGCUGAACAAGCAGCAGUCGGAGGAGGACGUGCUGCGGCUGUUCCAGCCCUUUGGGGUCAUCGACGAGUGCACGGUGCUCCGGGGGCCAGAUGGCAGCAGCAAAGGCUGUGCCUUCGUGAAGUUCUCCUCCCACACGGAGGCUCAAGCGGCCAUCCACGCCCUGCACGGCAGCCAGACCAUGCCGGGUGCCUCCUCCAGCCUGGUGGUCAAGUUUGCCGACACGGACAAGGAGCGAACACUACGGCGCAUGCAGCAGAUGGUGGGCCAGCUGGGCAUCCUGACGCCAUCCCUCACCCUGCCCUUCAGCCCUUAUAGUGCCUACGCCCAGGCUCUCAUGCAGCAGCAGACAACGGUCCUGUCCACCUCGGGCAGCUACCUGAGCCCCGGCGUGGCCUUCUCACCCUGCCACAUCCAGCAGAUCGGCGCCGUCAGCCUUAAUGGGCUGCCUGCCACACCCAUCGCCCCUGCCUCUGGGCUGCACUCGCCCCCACUGCUCAGCACUGCCGCCGUGCCCGGCCUCGUGGCUCCCAUCACCAACGGCUUUGCAGGUGUCGUGCCCUUCCCUGGCGGGCACCCCGCCCUAGAAACUGUAUAUGCCAAUGGCCUCGUGCCCUACCCAGCUCAGAGCCCGACCGUGGCCGAGACCCUGCAUCCCGCCUUCUCCGGAGUCCAGCAGUACACAGAGCCCACCUUUGGUCCUGCCCUGGCAUCCUUCCCCGCCUCCGCCAACACCCCAACCCUUCUCUGGCUCGUGAGACCUGCCGUGGCCCCAUCCCGAACUCGAGACCCCGCCCCCGAGUCCUGCUGGAGAAGCCAGAUGUGGGCUCUGGACCCACGCCCCUCCCCCCGGGGGGGUCCACCUCCCCUCCUUGGGGGCUUUACCUCUUUCUCUCCCCCACCUGCAGGUCCCGAAGGCUGUAACCUGUUUAUCUACCACCUCCCCCAGGAGUUUGGAGACACGGAGCUGACGCAGAUGUUCCUCCCCUUCGGCUUCGUGAGCUUUGACAACCCGGCCAGCGCGCAGACCGCCAUCCAGGCCAUGAACGGCUUUCAGAUCGGCAUGAAGAGGCUGAAGGUGCAGCUGAAGCGGCCCCGAGACCCGGGACACCCCUACUGACGCCCACAGCCGCCCCCGGCUGCGGGCUUGGCCCAGGUGAGGGGCGUCCCACCCCAGGAGGGUUUCCCGCUUCAUCUGGUCCAGGAGAUUUUCGUAAAUUCCAACCGAGCUCGGACACCAGCCCUCCCUCCCUCUCCCAUCUCCCCUUGCCCCCCCAAAAUGUGAACUGCUGCCCAAGGGGGCGGGGAGGGGGGAGCUCCUGAGGUGGGGGCCCAGGGGUCCACCAGCCCCUCCUGGGGGAUUUCCUCGCUUCCUGCCACACGCCACCUUGGUGGCUUCCCCAAACGAAAUCACAACUUUUCCUAUAUAUAUAUAUGCAUAUAUAUAUAGAGCUAUAGACGGUAUAUAUAUUUUUUGAGUAUAGAUCAUGGGACCAAACUUUUCUGACUUCCUUCCAUCCCUGGGCGGGUCACUCAGCAGGGACACACGAAGGGCUGAGGCCGGCCGGGCACCCGGCGUCUCCCCACCUCCGGCUGCCGCGUCAGACCAGGGUGCGGGACCCCAGGAGUCGUGGGCCAACCUGCACACCGCCAGGACUUUGGCCCCGGUUCUCGCGGGCCCGUGGGCUCCUCCGGCUGAGCGUCCCUGGUCCCGGCUGCGACUUCCGGAACCCCCGCCCUCUCCCUCGUCCCAGGGCCCUGCCUUCCCGGCGCAGAAGAGACCCCUGGCCUCCCCCGCCCGCCCCCCGAGUCAUAGCCUUACUCAUGUGGCCAAUAGCCCUUAGCUUUUCCGUCGGGGGGCAGACAGGGUUGGGGGGACCCCAACCCCCACGCGCCCUCCCAAGGGCAGGCAGCCCGCCGUCCCUGCCUUCGGAUCACCAGCCUGGAGCUCACGAUCUCACGAUCUCACGACCAAGGUCUCUGCGCUCGUCGGACCAGCCCGACCGGCACUGGCCAAGCGCCCCUUUGCCGAAGAUACCUCUUCAAAGAAUUUUUUUUUUUUUUUUUAAAUUUUGGUCUUUCU